GUUUUCUCGAAGUUGGACGCGCGCCGGAGGAAAGUUAAUGACGUAACUAUCGGUGACCUUGCCAUUUCAGAAGAUGCGACGGCGAAGCUCUUGAGAAAGAGAAGGAGACCUCCAGCCAUCUCGAUCUUCUUUCCGUUGAUGAAAGUAUCGACGUUGGAUGACUUACGAUGGGGCGGCGACAAAGGAUAUAAGCAUCUGUGGGCGAUAGCUAGAAAUUAUGCAAUAAAGGACCUUUCCUUCUGCUGUUGGCAAGGCAUUAUAUGCCGGGUUACAACCUUAAAUUCCAGAUUAUUGUCUUUGCUGCCGUCGUUGCUGUUGCCAUCGCAAGACCUCCUCUCUCUAAUGAGACGGUAGACAACAGUCAGACGGUGGUCGUGAAGGAGACGCCUCUGGACAACAUCGGCAUUGACGGAUAUAAUUUUGGUUAUGAGCUCUCCAACGGUCAGGCCCAUCAGGAAUCUGCCCAGGUGCUGAACGCUGGACAGGAGAAUGAGAGCCUUGCUGUCCGUGGUAGCUUCACCUACGUCGAUCCGGUUACCAACGUUAGAUACACCGUCAACUACAUCGCCGAUGAGAAUGGAUUCCAGCCCCAGGGCGAGCACUUGCCCUCUGUCUAAAUCUUAACGACGAUCCUAGCUGCAAAAAUCAUAAUCGAAUUCUUUCACGAUUCAAUCUCGUCUCUAUGCUCGAAGAGCAUAUUUGAAUUUCCUCUUUCGAUUUCUUCGAUUGUAACAAUCUCGCGCGACACAGAUUUAGUUUUAAAAUAAAUUCAUUUUUAUAUAAUUCUCGUCCAAGAUUUAUUUACAAUUCUUCCAUUUCCGAUAUAUUAUCCCUAUUUUAUUAAUAAAUAAGUAACGUUCUCGACAAAAGAAAGAACGAAACAAGUUAAUAAAUGUUUGACUGAAACAAAUCGUCUUUAAUUGAUCUGAUCAAUUUACUCAACAAAUUAUGCAAUACAUUGUACAGACAUAUGUUACAUAAUUUUUAAUAUAUUUGUACCUUUUAUAAAUAAAUAAAAAUAUAUGAAUG
Cataglyphis hispanica is the source of this 1029-nucleotide messenger RNA. Its product is annotated as flexible cuticle protein 12-like. Gene Ontology annotation, molecular function: structural constituent of chitin-based larval cuticle. NCBI's taxonomy places the organism in Eukaryota, Metazoa, Arthropoda, Insecta, Hymenoptera, Formicidae. The transcript is spliced from 3 exons. The record is from RefSeq and is a predicted model, not a curated record. The coding region runs from base 261 to 617 and encodes 118 amino acids. Gene Ontology annotation, cellular component: chitin-based extracellular matrix.